Messenger RNA from Cinara cedri, 4370 nucleotides. The record is from the annotation of a GenBank genome assembly. NCBI's taxonomy places the organism in Eukaryota, Metazoa, Arthropoda, Insecta, Hemiptera, Aphididae.
AUGGUGAAUAUUAUUCUACAGGUAAGUGCUAUCACGUACAUAUUUUUAUUCUAAUACAAAACUAAUAUAACGUAAAAACAGUCCGAUAUUCUGUAUAGAAUAUGUUCAGGAAUUACCUGUAAAAUUAUUAAGCAAUUUGAAUAGGUACACAUUAAUCAUGACAUUAAUAUGAAGGCAGUUAUAAUAUAUAUGAGAAAACUUGUACCGAUUAUUUUAAUUAAUAUACUACUAGGUUUUGUGGAGAUCCGGUACCAGUACGAUUUUUUGCUCAAAAACAUGCCUUACGGCGUAUAUUAUCAUGGCUCGUAGUCUGAUUUUGAUGAUUAUUUUUUUGUUGGAAAUUAGAUAAACUUCUAUAGAUCACAUUGAACUCUGUUUGUCAUUAUAUUUAUUUUAUACUUUAUACCCUGUUUUAAAAUAGGUUAAUUUUUUAAUUUUUUUUUUUAACAACUUUUUAUAUAAGUAUUUGAAAUGAAAUGAAAAAUCAGAGACUAAUGUGGUAUGUAGAAUGUUUAUGCUGAUCAAUUGAAUACGGAUAUUUUAGGAAAAUAUAUUGUUGACAAUUAGCUAUCCCGAUACUCGCGAAGUCAUUUGGUUCCGUAAAAUCUGCCGUACCCGUUCCAAAAAAGUGUGUAUUUUCGUGUUGGGCAGUUAUUAGUGGAAAAGUCUUGUUUUCAAGGUAGAUAAUUAAAAUUAUAAAUUCAUUUUAAAGUUGUAUCAAUGGGAGAACAUUUUUCAAACCGGUAUCGGCUAUUAAACUUAAUGUUUUUGUUGCAUACAUAUGUAAUUCCCAACUAAUAUAGAUGGGGUAAAAUGAAAAAACCUCUGUGCAAUUCCCAGUUAUCGAUAAUUAAUGUAAAAAUAAAAGAUUGAUUUGGUUUUAUCCUUACCUAUUGGGUAUUAUUGUAACUUGAGUUUAAUUGUCUUGAAGUUUUGAUCGAUACAAAAGUGUAUGACUCUUUGACUCGCAUAUAUUUUAAUUUUACUGUUAAUAGUGAUAAUAAUAAUAAUUUUAAUAUUUUGAAAUUAUUUUUAUGAUUAGGUUUCGUUGAUCACAUUAACAACUGUAGUGGCUUUAACUCUUGCCGAACACGAUGCCACAUCUUACGCAUUUUACCAACCAAAAUUUCAUAAUGUACAUCAUGACGGACAUGAACAUUACGUAAGUAUAAUAACGAAACUUAAAUCGGAGAAGGGAUCAGAAUACUUUCUCGGUACCUAUACAGCUCUAUCUGUCGUUAGGGUGACAGACGGGGUUGCGUCAGGUCGACAGCUGGUAUAAAAUUCUGUCCAAUAGUACGAGGAGAUUUAAACAAGACGGGAAGAUUAUCCCGCUUUAGAUGUGUGCGGGGACAAUAUGUUAGGGGAAUUUACUUAACUAGAGAUAGAGAAAGUUCUAUAGUAUACAAAAUAAGAGAAAAUCGAAUAAGAUGAUUAGAAUAUAUUCAAAGAAAAUGAGAAUCAAACAAUUAAAAAAAAAAAAAAUAUAUUGCAAUUAGGCGUAGGAGGAAAAAGGGAGAGAAAGAUCGAAAAAGAGGUGGUUGGAUGCGUUUGAGGAUAUUACGAGAACGGUGUAUGUGGAGUAUGUGUAAGAACGAUGCAGCGUACUGGGUCAAUUAAAGUUUAGGAAGGGUGUAGAAGGCGAAGAAGAAGAAUAAUAAUAACAAUUCUGGUUUAUUAUUUGUUUAAAGAAUAUUUAAUGCACUGUGAAAUGGUAGUUCUCUGGAAUCCUCAAAUGAUACAUAAUCUAUUGAAAAAGAAAACCAUAUAUUUUUAUAUUAUCAUAUUAUAGGUCGUAAAGUUAAUAUUGAUUUUUCUUGAAUAUUCUGAGAAAGUUUUUACGUGUCAUGGAAGUCUGGUAUCUGGAUCUUAAUUCCUGUCCUAAGCCAGAUAUUUACCUUAAUACCAAUAGGGAUCGGAACUUAUUGCAUAUAAAAUAAAAUAAAAAAUAAUAAUAAUUAUAAAAAUAAAAAAAGUAUGGAUGGAAAAUUGAUAACACACAAUUUUACAAUUUUUUCUUUAUUUAUUUAUUUAUUUAACGGACAUUAGAUCGAUAUACAUCGAGGUAUAUAUAAUUUGAUAACAGUGUGGAUUAUAAAUACAAUAUAGAAUAAGUAUAUUAGGUAUCAUAGAUGUAAAAACAUAAACAAUAUAAAGAUGAAAGGUGAAAUACAAAUUAAUACAUAGUAAAAUAUAUCUAAAUGAUUUACAGAAUUCCUAGUAGAUAGCAAGAUAUUUACAAGUGUACACAACAUAUAGUUUUGAGAAUAAUGUUUUAUAUAAAUUAAUUCUAUACUACAAAUGUUAUGUUUAUUUACUUUAGAGUAAUAUUGCUUAGAAGGAAGGUUUCGUCUAUUUUAUUAUUAAGUUGUUUGAAUAAGAAAGUUAUAUAAAAGGUAUAAAAUAAAAGAGCGGAUACUGGGGAUGGGAAUAGACACUGUUAUAGGUGAGAAGUUAUGGGAAAGUAAACUACAUGUGGUUAACGAUAAACUAUUGACGAAAGACGAUUCCGAAGGCAGUUCGGUAAUACAUAAUUUUUGCGAUUUUCGUUUAAAUUUGAUUUCAAAAUGCUUAUAUAAAAAUAAAGCCGUCUGAUGAUUUUAGAAAUUUUACUGCGUCUAGGUUACUCCAAUAUAAGUAAUAUUAUCAAGCUUAAAGCCUCUACGUUUAUUUAUAACCGAAAUACACAAAAAAACUCUCAAAAUUUAAAAUUCCCUAAAAGCUUAAUAGUGGCUAAAAUGUUUUGGCAAUAACACCGUUAGAAAGUAAAUCAAAAGUCAACAAAAAAGAUAUCUUGUGAUUUUUCGAAUUAAUUAUUUUUCUGGUACAAAAUGUCUUCCGUGUUUUCAUAAAAUAUUGUAAUCGUGAAAUUGUACGUUUUCCUACGUUUUUUCUCGCUUCAAAGAUUUUAUUUAAAAAAUGGAGUCGAAAAUCAUAUAAUGGCCAUAUAGACAACUUAAAAUUUCAGAAAAGUUGCUACACGUAUAAAUCGGAGCAAGUUAACUAAGAAAAAACGUGUCCACAGACUAGAACAAAGAAAAAAAUAAAUAUCUUAAUAAAACCAUUAGCUCUCUCACUACGGACUUAUUGCACUCAAUUUUUUUUUUUCUGGACCACUAAGUUCUACUUAUAUUGAAUCUCUAGUUAGUUUUUUAAACACUUCUGUUUAAUCAAACAGUUCUAUCUAUAUAGUACUUAUUUAUACAAAUUUACCAAACAAAAGAUUCCUAUAAAUAGCUACACGAUUUCCAAAAAAAUAUUGAUAAUUUUACCACGUCUAUAAAUUCAAAGACACAUUUUUUAUUAUAUUUCAAGUUUCAUCAAAUAUUUUUAACUGAAUUUCGUAGACAUUUCAGUUUUUAUCAGGUUUUCUACAAUUUCUUAAUUAUUAAGAAAAAUACAAGGAAAAUCAAAUAACUUUCGUUAUCAACAACUAGAUGUAAAAUUUAAUAAAAAAGAUCUUUUGUUAUUUGAUUAGGGCGAUAUUUCUAGUAGAAAAACCGUAAAAAUUAAGAAUAAUGAAAUCUUAAUGCAUUACAUUUGUCAGUUUUUAUUUUACGUAUUUUUCCGUGUUUUCUCUAUUAUUAUGAAAACCCCACAGGCAAAAAAGUAUGAUCUCUCUAUUGCACAACUAAAUCCAAAAUGCAAUAAAUAAGGUCCUCGUCAUUUUUCGAUGGAAGCAAGUUUUCUGGUCUAAAAUUUGCUUAUAGGCACAAAAAAUAAAAAAAAAAUAUAAUAUUAAACACAUUGUAGAGUUUCCAAUAAAUUCCUUGCUCCAUUCCAAAACUGAAACAAGGAAAAUAUCUUUAUAUGUAUAUACUUAUACAUUUUACCAAUUUUAUAUAAUUUAUCUUUUCAAUCGCGGAUAAAGAUAACUGAUUUAUUUAUCAUAUUUAUUUUAAUCACACACUCCAACAUUCUCGGUUUAUCGCAGUUUUCUCUCUAAUAUUAUCUCCUCUGUACUAACGAUUGUAUUAUGGAUACAUACAAACUCUUAGGUGACGUAUUAAUUGUUUUGUCGGUGACACCCGCGCAAAUGGUCAACGCACACUGCAUCUAUGUCAACAACAUAAUAUUAGUACCAACCUAUAUUUAUAUAGUUGCUAAUUAUCAACCGUUGGUAUCCACAGGCACCACCACAUUAUACAUACAAAUACGGCGUCCAAGACCCGCACACGGGUGACCACCAUCAUCAGUCAGAACACAGGGAUGGCGACGUUGUUCACGGUGAAUAUAGCCUUGUCGAACCGGACGGCCGCAUCAGGAAAGUGACGUACACAGCUGAUAAGCAUAACGGGUUCAACGCACACAUCCAUCAUGUCCACCAUGCUCACCAUCCUCAACACUAUGGACACCAAGCAGAAGAAUAA